GUAUAGAUUGUACUGUGGGCACCGUGGGUGGGAAGAUAAAUGUUAAUGGAGAAUGAGGAGGGCCCGUAGUUUAGAGGCAUUGUGAUUGGCCAAGGACAUCCUAGAGGAGGUCACACAAGUAGGAAUAUAACACGGGGGUUUGGAGUCGCUCGCAAGUUCUUUGCAAACCAACUCAGGUUCUGUUGUUACUCUAUGCAGUUACAAUAAAGCCUUGAUCAUUCAACCCUAGUCCUUCGCCUACCUCUCGUAUUUGUGCAUUAGAUUGUCGGUUUUAUCCACAACAAUGCAUGUUACAGAAAAUGCUGUAAUGGCCACUGACACGCGCAAAAGGAUACGAGAACUAGGAGGCGGGGGGACUCUUAACAAAAAUGUACCUCAUGGUUCCAUAUGUUUGAAAUACAUGUAAUAAAAUAUAUAAUUUUGGUUAUUUCUUAAAUAGAAAAUGCCUAAACGUGUUCCUCCCCUCAAAACCCAAAAUAAUCAUUGAUUCCUACUGAUUGCUCGUAGGAAUCUUACGAAAAAUACCAAACGUUGUAUGACGAUACGUUGCUUGAUUGGGAUGCAUGUUUGACUUGGAGAUGAAUUCAUUUACAAGCAUGCAAUUGAAAACAUCCGGGGCUUUAGCCCGGGGGGGAGCACCGUCCUGACUCCUGUGUGCUACUGUAUCUUAAUUAAUUAAUUAAUUGAUUAAUUAAUCAAGGGCGCCCCCAACACAUAGGUCGCCUAUAUGCUGAGCGCCAUCAGCAAAAAUGAGACAUUAGAAUAGCCUAUAUAGCCUGCAUGCACCUACACAGCAAAAUCGGUAGCGUUAAUUUGAGUUAAAAUUUUCGGUGUUAACUAUUCAGAGUUAACAAGUGUUGAUUUUAGAGUUAUUGUAACACUUACAGUGCUGAAAACGCUCUGUAGCUGGGGUUAUUUCAAGGAGUCAAUACCCAUCACUUAUUUGGAGUUGAUUUCUACAUCCGGUUUUUACGCGCUCUUGGGCAUGAAGAGGCUGCUAGAAGUUUGGUGUCGAGAUCGAUCGUGGAGUUUGUUAAGGUGCAGUUUUAGGACAUGUUGCUGAAAGUGAAAUACCUCAGUGUAAAGAAGUACAUCAAAUUGCACGCCAGCUUUACUUAUUUGGAAUUUAUAAGUGAAGUCAAAACCAAGUUUGGACUUCAGGAUGCUGCUCAUCUUGAAAUUUUCGAUGAAACUGACACAGCAGUUGACGAAGAAACUUUUCUUGAGUUAUUGGAGGCCCAUCCAGACCUAUGCCUGACAGUACGUCAAAGGAUUUCAGAUGAAGAUUUUUCUCCUUUAGCUCAUUCAACACCAUCUUACUCGGAUACAGCAUCUUCCCUCACGGAUACCAUAUCACUUUCAUCAAGCGACAGUGACCUAAGGGAACAUGGUAUUCCUGCAGGCCGCAGUAGAUCAAGUAAAGAAGACAUGGGCAGUUCUGCAGCGAAAGAGAUGGUUGAAGAUGCCUUGAAUAGGAAGCCUGGUGGAGAGGAUAUCCUUGAAAAAUACAGGGGAGAAAAUUCACUAAGCCACCGCACCCGGAGACAGCUUGUAAACAUAUUGGCAAGUGAUAUGACCGAGAAACAUGGCAGGUUUCCCUCCCGUCAGCAAAAGGAGAAGUAUGCCCUAGGAAUUAUUACUGUCUUUCCUUCACUGAAGGAUCCCUUUUCUCCAAAGGGCUAUGAGCAUUUCUACGAUGGCGUGAAAGGGACUGGAUAUUUAGCAUGGCGCCUCAAGACCAUGACUAGGUCUACAACUAAACGGCCAGUGAAGGAAGUCUCAGUGCCUCAAGAACAAGGGCCAAAGCGCCGAAGAUCAGCAACCACACUGCCUCAGCAACUUGAUGGAGAUGCCUGCAAGGAGGCCAUUUCAUUUCUUGUUCACUCUCCUGAUGAAGCAAGUGUAUUUCAGAGGAUGAAAAUGACGUUCCAACAUCGCCAGGACCUUGUCCAUGACCCACAAAGAACUGCAGAUGUCUUAAAAACAUUUCCACGUUUUUUGGAUGUUAAAGGACUAGUCAAUCAAGACUUCCUGCUGCUGUUUGGUGCUGAAACAGCCACCAAGUUCCUUGAAAAGUGGGACACCUCAUUCAAGCCAAAAGUCAUCAAAGAGGCCAAACAGCUGACUCCGUCAACUGACCUGUGUCAUUUGCUAAAAGCUGCAGAGAAGCUUGCAGAGAAUGAUGACAAUGACUGGGACAGUGACAUGGCUUCUGUGCUGCUACUGCUUCAUCUUUUGCCACCUUCAGCUGGACGGAAGAGGAGGACCAAAAUAAGUCCAAGGGAUGCAGCAGACAAAAUGGUGCACUUUCACAAGUCAUGCUGCAGCAUCGAUGAACACCUGCAAGAAAGAGAUGGCAAAUCAUACAUCCUUGCAGUCGGCCGAAUCCAGAGCAGGAUUGACACCUUUUACAUCGCAGUGGACAAACAACUCAUCCCCUGCCAAGCCACCAGCUCACUGGGUGCUUUUGAUGAACUUUUCAAAUCCCACUACGUGUUCAACUUAAAUUACGACGAGUCCCUGGUUCAUUUCUACAGUUUUGUGCAGACUACCAUUUUCAACAUUGACGCUACCUCAACAGACGAGUCACCGCGUGUUCGUGAGUUGCGUGCUAAAAUUUUGAAUGAGAACAAUGUUUAAAUGUUUCAUCUGUCAAUCGCUGCAUAUCAGCAGUCAGGCUUCGAUAAGUCAUUUGCGACUAGGCCACAGUUUUUAUCCAAGCACCAAAUUUAAGUUGGCUUGUUCACAAGAAAGUUGUAGGCGUCAGUUCACGUCAUUUUCUGGUUUUAAAAAACAUUUAAAUAGUGUUCAUGAUGAAGAUUGUUGUCAAAGUGGUGAUGCAGAAACCUCAGAGUCAUUUCAGGAUGAUUUUUUCAUUCAGGAUGAAGUUGCGGAAACAAGUGUCACACAGAGCCUUGAGGCUGGUUGUUCUGAAAACAAUGGAUCUGGUCAAAGAAUGGAAGAAAAAACGAAAUCCAUUUUAACUACUAUUGUUGGUAAACUCAGUGGUAGUGAUUUGGCAAAUAGUUUUGGGACAUCACUUGUUAAUGAUUUGGAAGAAUUUGCUGAUGGACUGCACUGUCAGUUCAAGCAAAAAGUACUCUCCGUUGUGCCAAAAGAUAAUCCUGUAAGAUCUACAUUGGAAAAAUGUCUUGAGACUUUUGACAACCCAGUUGAGGGCUUUGAUACAGAAGCUAAAAGAAAGACAUAUUUCAGUGCAAAAUGGGGAAUUGUCGAGCCAGUGGAAAAAACUUUAGGAAUUCGUUAUGAUACAAGGUUAAAUAAAAAUACAGGAACUUAUGACCAGGUACCAGUGAAAGACACUUUUGUGUACAUUCCAAUUUUGGAAACCAUCAAAUUUAUCUGCCGCAAUACUUAUAUUUGCGAGCUGCUGGCUAAACCAGGUGUAUCAAAAGAAGACCGAUAUGAUGACUUCUGUGAUGGAAGUUAUUUUAAGUCUCAUCCAUUGUUUUCAAAACAACCAAUCUCUUUGCAAAUUCAACUGUUUUACGAUGACUUUGAGACAGCUAAUCCACUUGGUUCCAAACGUGGGUUUCACAAAAUUGGUGCAAUGUACUUUGUCCUCAGAAAUCUGCCCCCAAAGUUAAAUUCUGCAUUGAUGAACAUUCAUUUGGUUUCAUUGUUUCAUGCAGAAGAUGUGAAAAAACAUGGCUUUGAUCCUAUUUUACAGCCAAUGAUUGAUGACAUAAAAUUAUUGGAGCGUCAUGGUAUUGAUUUACCCUUCUCAUCUGAAAAGGUCCAUGGCACUAUAUGUCAGAUAACUGGGGACAACUUGGGGAUGCACACAAUUUUGGGUUUUGUAGAGUCUUUCAGUGGACGUCACUACUGUCGUUUGUGUUUAAUUUCAAAAGAAGAUGCGCAGAGUGUGUAUACUGAGGAUGAUCAAAGGUAGUCUUACGAGGGAAAGAGCUUUUUGAAAUGCACUGCAGAGAGUUGCAAUCCGAUCCUCAAAAGCUGCAUGUGUUUGGAUUAAAAAAGAAUUCAACACUGAACAGUUUACAGUUCUUUCAUGUUUGCCAGAAUUUUUCCUUGGACAUAAUGCACGACAUUCUUGAAGGGGUGGCACAGUAUGAGAUAAAGUUGCUCUUGGAAUAUCUUUCCGACAAUUUUCUGCCAAAACCUGCUCUUUUGUCACGGAUCUAUGCUUUUGAUUAUGGCUACUCAGAGCGCAAAAAUCGUCCAACAAGGGUGAACUUGGACAGUACUGGCAAUAGUAUAGGCCUCAACUCCAUUCAGACUCUUUGUCUAAUAAGAAACGUUCCUUUAAUUUUUGGUGACAUUGUGCCAGAAGGAAAUCAGAACUGGACCUUGCUAUUGCUUUUACUACAAAUAAUUAACAUCAUUUUCUCUCCAUCAGUUUCAAUUGGCAUGACUGUGCAUCUAAAGCAUUUAAUAAUGGAACACCAUUACUUGUUCAAACAGUUAUAUCCAGGGAGAAACCUGAUUCCCAAACACCACUUUAUGUUGCACUACCCUACUUGUAUCAGGAAAAUUGGACCCUUAAUACAUGUAUGUGGUAUGAGAGGUGAGGCUAAACAUAGGGUAUUUAAAAACACCCUGUGUCACUUGCCAAAAAACACCAAGCAUCCAUAGCAUACAAGUGGGAGACAUGUCCUUUUAACAAUGUUGAAUAUGGGCCCUUAAAAUUGUUCAAUGUUGAAGAUGAGGAAAUGAUCACCCAAGGCUUGCCUGCUGCAGAAGACACUUUCUCUGCUAACUGGGUUAUUAUUAAUGGGACCGAAUACAGAGCAGGAUUGGUCAUUUGCUGUGGUUCGAAACAUGACAUGCCUGUGUUUUGUAGUAUAAAAAAAAUUGUUUUGGUCAAUAGUGUCACCUUCUUUUUAGUUAACAAGCUUUUUGUUGAAAAGUUCAAUGAGCAUUGCCAUGCCUAUCAAGUCUUUGAAACCGAUGAAAACAAUGUUAUUAGAGCAGAUUCUAUUGAAAUGUACAAGCCCUUUGACUUACAAAGUUCUUAUGGCAAUGACAAUGGACUUUACAUUGUGCCAUUAUUUUAUUUGUAAAAGUACAAUGUUUCGAUGGUGCUUGGAAUGUAUUAAAAUUGUAAUGUGAAUGGAAUGUAUUAAAAUUGUAAUGUGAAUGUAAUGUCAUCAUCUUUCUGUUUUUUUUUUCACUGAUAGUAACACAAUUGCACUUCAAUGUGCUAUAAGUAUUAGACACUAAAUACAGAUUAGAAUUUAAAAACUCAUAGAGCACUCUAAAGUCUCAUACAAUAACACUGUAAAUGUUAUAAAGUAACACUGUAAGUGAAAAAGAGUUAACACAAUUCAGUGUGAAAAUGAACACUUAAAAGUGUUAUAAAUAACACCAUGGAUGUUAUGAAGUAACACUCCCAGUGAAAAGAGCUAACCUUAUCCAGUGUUAUAGUGAACACUUAAGUGUCCUAAUCAACACCACAAGUGUUAUGAAAUAUCACUCCCAGUGAAAAGAGUAACACUUAGAGUGUUAGAUUUUUAACACCACAAUGUAGUUAAAAUAUUAACACUUUGCAAAGUGUUGAUUUAACUCAGAACCAGUGAGGAUUAUAUAAACACUAAAAAAGUGUUGAAUGUAACACUAUGGGAGUUGAAUUAACACUGGCUUUUUUUCUGUGUACCCGAUGUCAGGCCCCCAGCCAGGCAACGGCAAGUAAGUAGUAGUCUGCUUUUAUGUUUCAUUUUUAAGUUAUUACUUGUAGUCAGUGUAUGUUUAAUGUUACAGAUAAAAACAUGCUUUAUAUUUAGUCAACAUUUCAGAGUUCUAAUGUUUUCCCUGGAAUAUGCAUUCCUAAACUGUUCACGUCAUGUUCUCUUUAAGAUCGCAUGAGAUGAUAUGUGCUAUCGCGCGACCUGUAACCAGGACGUAGAUUGAAAUAAUAAAAAAAUAAUCUUCCCAGACUGUUUCUGUUACUUGCUUAUGCUGUAUGCAAGUUGUGUAAGAAGCUUAUCGGCAUAUAAAUCUGAGCUGUACAUGAAUCUGUUAAUGAAGUCUCAUUUCGACUCCUUCCUCCACUUCACUAUUCAUGUUCUGUUGCUUGCAGUUAACUACAGCCGCCCUUCCUGGGUAACGCCACCACCAAUCCCUGGUCAUCCAUUGAAGCCAUCUCUCUCACUCUGCACAGUCACACUGUUGCCGCUUCAUUCUCAUUGUCUCAUAAUCUCAUUAUUAUGGCUGCUGUGGAUGCUUUAAAAAAUAAACAUUUUUC
Molecule: messenger RNA, 6223 nt
Organism: Gadus chalcogrammus (walleye pollock)
Lineage: Eukaryota; Metazoa; Chordata; Actinopteri; Gadiformes; Gadidae
Exons: 10
Coding region: 1054-2640 (528 amino acids)
Source: RefSeq, a predicted model, not a curated record